This is a messenger RNA of Cladophialophora immunda, 1035 nucleotides long. RefSeq lists its product as uncharacterized. The transcript has a single exon. The record is from RefSeq and is a predicted model, not a curated record. Lineage: Eukaryota; Fungi; Ascomycota; Eurotiomycetes; Chaetothyriales; Herpotrichiellaceae. Bases 253 to 627 code for a protein of 124 amino acids.
GCUCUCGCAGCAGCCUCUUUAUCUUUGUCUUCUUCCUCCCUUCCUUCUUGAAAACCACCGUUCCAUCUGGAUUUCCCCUUCUUUGCCGGGUUUCAUCGAAUCUUGUUGUUGGCUGGUCCGUUGUUCGUUGCCGCUUGUCGUUGUUUCUCGCAAUCACGUACGAUCGAUGAUAGUUCUCAUAAUUAAUCCCUUCUCAAGUCGACUCUUCCUCUAGGAAACCUAACGGCCACAAAAGGCGCCCUAUCACACAAAAUGGCCAUGAUGACGGUAUAUGAGGUCCAGUACAAGCGUCUUCCCGCCUUCCAUGCCGCCAUCUAUAUACACCGGGACCAAAAAGGCGGCUUGAUGUACCACGCCGUCGGCUCCCACACCGCUGGAUUCCGGUACGAAGCAUGUGGAUGCGAGCGGCCCGAGAAGUCCAGGAGCUUGUACAAGAUGUGGCCGAGGGGGAAAGUAGCACGGGAGGACCUGCCACGCGUCGACAUGAUUUGUCAGAAUGUGCCCAUUCCUUGCAUCCGAACAGUGUCUGGAGUGCGAAUGGAGCGAGAUUGCCGCCAUUGGGUGUACCAGGCGCUCGGUGACUUGCGGGCCGCAGGAGUUCUCCAGGAGAUCGGCCAGACAAAGUGAUGGUGGCGGACUGGAGUGGUCGAGGACCCGGCGUGAAACGACGAUGAGAACUGUCACCAUCCAAUUUCAUUUUCCAGCAUGAGCAGCCAGGCGUACUCGUUCGGAUAUGGGUCCAAGAAUUUGCCUACCCAAUGGUGCCAGUCGUCCUCAAACCACCCACACGCCAUGAUUGCCUGAGCAUAUUCCCAAUAGCUCGGGUACCAACCUGCACACUCCCAGUCCAGAAGGACAAUCUCGAUUCCAGUCUUUGGCUUGGCUUUGAUCAUGACAUUCUUGGGUUGCAGGUCGCCGUGUGUGAGAGUCGGAGGGUGGUCACGAAAUACCAGUGGAAGGCUGUCCUGAUAGAAACCGGCCUUUCCCUCAAUGGCCUUCAUAGUCCGGCAUUUCUUAACGAUUGCGCUGUUGAGU